CACCUUAUUUACAGGUCAUCUCACACCUCUGACUGGUACCAGCACUUUUCCACAAUCCACAGCAUCCUUAAGCUCCACUGUAUCAGGAACAAUCACAACCUCAAUGAGGACAGAUACUGAGAGAAGCACAGCAAUAUUGCUACCCUCAACAACCUCCCAGAUCUUUACAACCUCCACUCCCAGCACAUCCACAGGCAUCCACUCAACAGCUGUUUCAGUCCCUAUCAAGCCCGAGAAAGGUGUUUCCCUCUUCCCCUACGGGUCACAUGUUGGAGACUGGGAGUUUGUCAAGAGGGAUGUGGACUUCACCUCACCGCUCUUCAAGCCCCAAAUUGGCUUCCCUUUCGGCUCCUCUCUCCGAGAUUUCCUCUACUUCACAGAUAAUGGCCAGAUCAUUUUUCCGGAGUCAAAGUACCAGAUUUUCUCCUAUCCUAACCCUCCUCUUAGAGGCUUCACAGGCUGGGACCGUGUGGCCCUGGUGGCUCCAUUCUGGGAUGAUGCUGAUUUCUCCAGUCACCGGGGAACCAUAUUUUACCAGGUAUAUGAGACACUCGAUGAUGACUACAAACCACCUGUAGUCCAGCAGGUGGAGUCUUGGAUUGAGAAGUUCACAAACACCUGGAACUACAAAGCCAGGUGGACCCUGAAGGUCACAUGGGUCAGUGCCCCCGCCUAUCCUGCCCAGUGGACCCGUGGGACCAACACCUACCAGGCCAUCCUCUCCACGGACGGGAGCAGAUCCUUCGCCCUGUUUCUCUAUCAAAGUGGUGGGAUGCAGUGGGACGUGACUCAGCGCCCAGGCAACUGUGUCCUCAUGGGCUUCUCCAGUGGAGAUGGAUAUUAUGAAAACAGCCCUCUGACAUUCCAGCCAGUGUGGAAGAAGUAUCGUCCAGACCAAUUCCUGAAUUCCAACUCAGCGUUCCAGAAUCUACAUAGGGAAAAAUACAGACAAUCCGCUCCCCCACCCAAGGCAGACAUCCGACAAGAAAAUUUGGGCGUCAGGGGUCUGCAGGUCUAUAAGCUACACAGGGAAGAAAGACCCAACUACCGCCUCAGGUGCCUGCAGUGGUUGAGGAGACAGCCUCAGUGGCCUGGCUGGGGCUGGAACCAGACCUCCUGCCCUUGCUCCUGGCAGCAGGGACAAUGGGACUUUCGAUUCCAGCCCAUUCGCACAGGCUGGAGGGACCUCAGCAGCAGGCAUCUGUGCAGCUUCUCCUCCCGGCGUGGGGGCGUGUGCUGCAGCUACGGGCCAUGGGGAGAGCUUCUCGAAGGCUGGAGAGUGCAGAGUCCUUGGCAGUUUGACCAAGAACUGGAACCACAGCAUUGGUGCUGCCGUUGGAAUGACCAGCCCUCCUUGUGUGCCCUGUACCAGCAAAGGCGGCCCCGCAUUGGCUGUACUUGGUACCAGCCCCCAAGACCUGCCUGGAUGUUUGGGGAUCCUCACAUCAACACCUUGGAUGGUGUCAAUUACACCUUCAAUGGGCUGGGGGACUUCCUGCUGAUCCAGGCCAAGGAUGGAAACUCCUCCUUUCUGCUGCAGGGCCGCACUAACCAGACCGGCUCAGCUCAGGCCACCAACUUCAUUGCUUUUGCCGCUCAAUACAACACCAGUAGCCUUUCCCCCAUCACUAUUCAAUGGUUCCUUGAGCCCAAUGACACAAUCCGUGUGCUGCUCAAUAGCCAGCCGGUGGCAUUUGAGACUAACCGUGAAGGUGCAGAAGGCCAGGAGAUAUUCAACUCCUCUGGAGUCAUAUUGAUCCGCAAUGGUUCCCUGGUGUCGGCCAGCUUAGAUGGGACAGUGACCGUCUCAGUGCUUGCUCUCUCCAAUAUCCUCCAUGCCUCCUGCAGCCUCCCAGAAGAGUACCGAAACCGCACAGAGGGCCUCCUGGGGGUCUGGAAUGACAAUCCAGAUGAUGACUUCAAGAUGCCCGAUGGCACCACCGUUGCCCAAGAGAGCUCUGAAGAGACUAUUUUUCACUAUGGAAUGACCUGGAAAAUCAACGGAACAAGCCUCCUUGGCGAGAGGGACGACCAUCUGCCUUCCAACUUCAUCCCUGUCUUCUUUUCCCAACUUAUAACAAACAACGGGAGUAAAAAUUUGACCUCUGAGUGUAAUGAAGAAAAACAAUGCAUCUAUGAUGCCCUGGCCACAGGAAACACAAGGACUGGACUGCACACUAACAUGGUCUUUAGAACAUACCAGCAGAUGAACACCACCCUCCAUCAGUUCCCGCCCUCUAUAGAUGGUCUUCGUGUAGUGGAAGCCUAUGUGAGGCAGACCAAACUAAUUCAGUACAGCAGCAACUCUGAGGACACCACAUUCACUCUCAGAAACAACUAUACUGACGUCAAGCUUUUUGAGAACGGGACUUUGCUAUGGACACCAAAGUCUCUGGAACCACUCACUCUGGAGAUUCUAGCAAGAAAUGUCAAGGACAACUUAUCAUCUGUACUCCAGCUGAAGACCGUGGUCUGUGCUUGCAAGGGAGAGAAAGAGUGUUUAUACAAUGAUACCAGCCGGGUGGGCAAUUCCUCCCUGGAGGUGGCCAACUGCAAGUGUGAUAGGAACGCCUACGGCCGCUACUGUGAAAACCUCAAGGACCCCUGUGAGGAGCAGUGCUUCCCGAAUGUGAAGUGCAUCCCUGGGCAGGGCUGUGAGGCCUGUCCCCCCAACCUGACUGGGGAUGGGCGUCACUGUGCACUUCUGAAGGACUCUGAACUCUGUCAGAACAAGUCUUGUCCUGUGAAUUACUGUUACAACCAAGGCCACUGCUCCAUCUCCGAAACUCUGGGCUGCCAGGCCGCCUGCACCUGCCCCCCAGCCUUCACAGACACCCGCUGCUUCCUAGCUGGGAACAAUUUCACUCCAACUGUCAGUUCAGAGCUUCCCUUAAGAGUCAUCCAGCUCUUGCUCAGUGAAGAAGAAAAUGCCUCCAUAGCAGAGGUCAACGCCUCGGUGGCCUACAGACUGGAAAACCUGGACGUUCGGGCCUUUCUCUGGAACAGCAGAGUGGAAAAAAUUGGUACCACGGAGGCACUGGCCUCAGGAAACUCCCUUCAACACUGGUAUGUCAUCUCGGAGUUCCAGUACCGCCCGCGGGGUCCUGUCAUCGACUUCCUGAACAACCGGCUGCUGGAUGCGGUGGUGGAGGCAUUCUUUCUGCAGGCCUCGUGGGGGAGAUGGAAAAUAAGUAAGGUGCCCAGGAACAACGUGGUCUUCCACGCCAUCACCAGGAGAGAGGUGCACAGUUUGGAAGCUUUGAACGUGAGCACACUGGAGAGUUACUUCAAAUGCAAGGGCUACAAGGGCUACCACCUAGUCUACAGCCCGCAAAACGGCUUCACUUGCGUGUCCCCAUGCAGUGAGGGCUACUGUGAGCAUGGAGGCGAGUGCCAGCACCUGCCAGAUGGGCCCCAAUGCAGCUGUGUGUCCUUCUCCAUCUACAUGCCCUGGGGCAAGCGCUGUGAGCACCUGAGCAUGAAACUUGGUGCCUUCUUCGGGAUCCUCUUCGGGGCCCUAGGUGCCCUCUUGCUGCUGGGGGUCAUAGUGUUUGUAGUCCAUCGUUUCUGGGGCUCCGAGACAAAGUACUCCUACUCCCUGGACUCAGAAAGCUGAGGCCUUGCCCCAAGGGGGCAGCCAUGGCCUAAGAUACCUCAAGACCCGCCCCCCCCCCAGCCUCACCCGCACACUUCCAGGUGCCUUUGCUUUGGGGAGAUUGGAAAAAGGAAGGUGACUGAAAGCGAUUCAGGAUUCUUCAAUGAAAUGAAUAAUAAUAAAGACUAACACACCUUAUCAGUAAACACAGAGGCAGACAGGAAGAGGUCAUAAAAGACCUACUACAUAAAAGAAUGGAUUCUUACAGACAUAACCACAAGGAGGACAUGACCUACACACAUGCACACACAAACACCAGAGUUAAUAAUGGGGGGAUGGCUCUAAGUUAAAAACCAAAAUGCAUUUGCACAUAAAACU
Molecule: messenger RNA, 3973 nt
Organism: Hipposideros armiger (great roundleaf bat)
Lineage: Eukaryota; Metazoa; Chordata; Mammalia; Chiroptera; Hipposideridae
Gene: MUC4
Product: mucin 4, cell surface associated
Exons: 25
Coding region: 104-3616 (1170 amino acids)
Biological process (GO): cell-matrix adhesion
Molecular function (GO): ErbB-2 class receptor binding
Source: RefSeq, a predicted model, not a curated record